AUGUCGACAUCGCCUUCACCGUCGCCUGGGCCAACAACCCCACCACCAUUACAACAACAACAAAACAUCCGAAUCUCCACAGCCCCAGAAAAAUACCUCUACGCAUCCCAAAACGAGGCAAAAUCGCCCACCAGCAGCAGUAUAUGUCUGUGCAACACGCCCCGCCACGAAACCUACCUGCAACCCCUCAUCUCGUGCGCCGCACACUGCAAACCGCGCUUCUUCCACCUGCGCUGCGUGGGCCUGACCCAGCGCCCGCUAUCCGGUACCCCGUGGCUGUGUCCGCAGUGCGCGCCAAACACGACUGAGCUGCAGCGCUCAGCACAGCGUGUGGUCUGUGUGUGCGACACCCCGCCGUAUAUCACCGGGCCCGUGGUGCGGUGUGCACGUGACACGUGUAGUGUGGGGUUGUUCCAUUGGGCUUGUGCGGGGUAUCCUGGGGAUGAGGGGGAGUGGAUAUGCGGGGUAUGUGUGGAGUUGGAGGCGCAGAGGAGGGGGAAAAAGGAGGUGGAAGGGGGUGAAAAUAGGGGUAAUAGGGGUGAUAGGGGUGAAGGUGAUGACAAAGAGGAAGAAGACCAGAACGAAACCGACGCGUUAUCUGUUCUCAGUGCUGAGAAACUACUUCAGGAGGCUGGCUUUCUGGAUGCGGAAAAAGAAAAUAUGGUACAAGAUCAUGGAGAUGGAAACAACCCGAUGCAUGGACAAGAACCAGAGGAAUCACACCUGGAACGACGGAAAAGCCCAACUUGCAAGAUGUCGCAGCCACAAGCCUCACUUCUAACAGAGCACGGUCGAGAUCUGUCUUGCCCCGCUUCCGCUGCCCCUAUUUCGACUCCUACCUCGACAUCUACACCCCACGAAGGACAUAAAACACCAUACUAUCCAUCCUACUGUAUCUGCGGGACACCUGAAACACGGGAAAUGAUUGCGUGUCAUGGGGCGCAGUGCAGCGGUAAAUGGUUCCAUUAUGAAUGUGUGGGGAUGACGGCUGAGAUUGUGCCUGGAGGAAAGUGGGUUUGCGAGGGGUGUGCUGGUAGUAAAGUGUAG
Molecule: messenger RNA, 1047 nt
Organism: Exserohilum turcica Et28A
Lineage: Eukaryota; Fungi; Ascomycota; Dothideomycetes; Pleosporales; Pleosporaceae
Exons: 1
Coding region: 1-1047 (348 amino acids)
Cellular component (GO): nucleus
Source: RefSeq, a predicted model, not a curated record